This is a messenger RNA of Ficedula albicollis (Collared flycatcher), 331 nucleotides long. RefSeq names its product putative acyl-coenzyme A thioesterase 6. Gene Ontology annotation, biological process: fatty acid metabolic process; acyl-CoA metabolic process. The annotation marks the transcript as partial. NCBI's taxonomy places the organism in Eukaryota, Metazoa, Chordata, Aves, Passeriformes, Muscicapidae. The record is from RefSeq and is a predicted model, not a curated record. The transcript has a single exon. Gene Ontology annotation, molecular function: fatty acyl-CoA hydrolase activity.
CAAGCCCCUGGCAUCCAAAGCCUGAUCCCACUAGAGAAAGCUGAGGCACAGCUCCUGUUCGUUGUGGGACAAGAUGACCGUGUUAUCAAAAGUCAUUAUGCUACUGAAGUCGGCAAGAUUCUGCAGGCUCGUGGGAAGGGAAAUUUUCAGAUUCUCUCCUGCCCUGGGACAGGGCACUGCAUAGACCCUCCCUUUUUCCCUUUGUACCGCAUAGGAAGCCACCCCGUGUUUCACAAGCGGGCAGUCCUGGGUGGGGAGCUCUGGGCUUAUUCUAAAGCUCAGCUUCAUGCUUGGUCACAGAUCCAGGCUUUUUUCAAAAAGUAUUUAAUUG